CUUAAAACUGCAAACAUAUACAUUAUUCUUGAUAAAUGUGAUUCGAAGGGCUUAAUUUGUUGGCAACAAUGAAAGUGACUGUCUGUUUUGACGAUGUCAAAGUUGUUGUCCCUUGCGGUAAUGGAAGCAUUCUGAUUCGAGAGCUAGCUGAAAUGGCUCUGUUAAGGUUUCAGAAAUCUAGUUCUUCUCUGCAGCAUACAAAAUGUUGUCUAGAUCAAAAAACUGUCACAACUGCAUGUACAGAAAGUCAAACCAAACCAGCAGAAGAAUUAAAACAAGAAAAUAACAAUACCGAUCUACAACAAAAACCAGUACAAUCACACAGUCAAUUAAUACAAAGUAAAUUAAAUCCAUCCAAUGAUGAUAAUGAUGAUUCGUAUACAGUUAAAAAAGAUAAUUCAAAAAAUACCACAUCAUGGAAAUUGAACAUUGACGCUGAUUAUGAAGUGGAUUCAUUGACAUUAGCACGUGAUGGUGGCAUAUUAGAUUGGGAUGAUCGUGUUGUGGAUGUGUUAGAUGAUCGAGAAUUACUGAUUGUCAAUUUUCGUAAGAAAACACCAUCAUCAUCAUCAUCAACAGCACAAAUUCAGAAGGAAUUGCGUUAUACUGGUUUUGAUCAUCAGAAAAAUUUACAAUGUAAUAACAUUAAUGAUUCUACAUUAAAUACAACUGAUUUAAAUCAAGUUAAAUUUAAUUAUUCAUCAAGUAAACAUGAUAAUGAUACUCUGUUUCCAGUAGUACCUUCUUGCUCUUCUCUAUGUAAUCAAAUUUCAUUAGUCAUGUCACCAUCCUCUUCAACUUCUUGUUCACCUUUAAUGACUGGUAGAAUUAUAUGCGAUACAGGUGUAACGUAUGUUCAGUUACCAUGUUCACAAUGGCAGCAACAAUCACAAAUUGCCGCAUCAACAAUAUCAUCAGUACAAACAUCAUUAUCAUACUCUCAACCACCUAAACCACCUCAACGUCAUUUCAAUCGUCAUCCUACAUUAUUUUCUACAUCUGGAAAAAUAUAUCUAGAAGGAGGAGAAUCGUGUGAUUGUUUUUUAUUAAGAAAAAAUGAUAUGAGCAAUAAACAGACAAGUUUAUCUAAGGAAAAUGAAUUUAGAAUGAAUCGAACAAAUAACUAUCAAAAUAUUCACUCUUCAGCUUAUUGUCCACACACUUCACAUCCUAUUACAACACUUAUUGGUGGAUUACACCAUGAUCUAAAUUCCACCAUAAUAACAUCAAAUGAAUUUAGACCACCUACAAAUACAUCAUCCAUCAUGACGAAACCAACAUUUACCACUAAACAAACAUCAUCUGUAUCUACAACCUCGCCAAUUUUUCAUCGAUCACAUAGACCUCCACCUCCACCACCCCCACCACCUCAUCAUCCAGCUCCUCCUUCGAUCUCCCAUCAUCAACAUUAUUGCCACAGUAUGUCAUCUAUGCAUAAACCAUCACUUUCAUUGCCUCCAUUAGCUCAACCAACUGUAGUCAAUACAUCGGAAAAUAAUAAUCGUUUAUAUUUUAUAAAUAAUUUAGAACAAAUAAAUUUAGCAAAAUUAAAAAAGAUAACCAAUGAUGAUAACCUUGAUCAUAUUGAUGAUAAUAACAUUCAUUUGGAACGAAAUCCAAAUCAGUGCUGUGAACAGAUUCAUGAUAGCAAACAAGGUGAAGAUCUAAGAAGGAAUCAUACUGCACCGAAUGUUUUAAGCCAACCUGGAAGUUAUUUACCUCAAUCAGUUAUAGAUGGAUGUGAAUAUGUGAAUAUGCCUCAGUCGAAAUUCAAUAAUGAUCAAAUUUCACCUGAUACUGCUAAUAAUUAUAAAUAUCAACUAUCGCUAACAACUAAUGUAUUUCCCACUUAUAUGAUUUCACCAUCAACAAUGUCUUCAUUGAAUGAAUAUUUACUGCCGAUUCCCAAUUCACUAUCAUCCAUAUUGAAUACAACUGAUAUCAGUAUCAUAACUAAUGUGAAUAAUAAUAAUAAUAAUGACUUAUUAAUGGAUACAUCAUUUCUAUCAACAGUACCAGAAGAGGAUUUCGAUCCAGGCGAUUUACUAAGUUCCAAUAAAACUACACCAAAACAAAGUCCUUGUAAAAAGAUUUAUUUCAUGAAAACCAUCAAUAACAAUUCAUUGAAAUUAAAUCAAAGCGAUAAUAGUAAUCCAGGAGACAAUCAUAAUGUGGAUCAGUACAGUUCAUCUGAGUCUUUAUCACCAAGUACUGUACAAUACGCUCCAAAACCGAUUCCUAAUCAAGAGACUGAAUUAUGCAGUAGUUCAUCUGGUCAAAUAUUCUCUGAUGAAAAUGUUGAAUUACAACCAGCAUUGUCAUCUUCCUCUUCUACUUCUUCUUCUUCUUCUUCUUCAAAAUUAUCACCUAUCUCUUCUCAACAAUCUCAAGAAAUUCCAGAUAAUUAUUACGCUCGACCUAAUAGAAAACAAAAACGUUAUCGAAAUUCCAGAGCACCAGCACCGCCUAUACCAUCAACAAUAACAUUAACUGGAACAAAUUCAAUUUCCACUACUUCAUUACCUUGUAAUUCUUCAAUAAAUCGAUCAACAGUAAAACCACCACCACCACCUCCACCUUUUAGAUCAAUGAAAAAUCAUCCUGAUACACCUAAUACUACUGAUUCAGAUAUAGAUGACCGAGAUUAUAAGAAUUUAAUGAAAUCUCAACAAAUGCAUCCAGUUCACGAUAAAUCAUCGUCAAGUCCCCGUCCAAUAAAAAUGGAAGAAUACAAUGAUCCUUUGAAAUUAUCAUCUACAGUAAAUCAUUUAUGUCCGCAUAAGGGUAGACAACAAUAUGAAAUAAUUAAUAACGAUAAUUCUCAUCAUCACCAUCAUCAUCAUCAACAUCAUCAACAUACUACUACUACACCUACCAAUUCAGAACAAAUUCAAACUACUCCGCCUUCUAAUGUUUGUUCACAUUGCCGUGAAAUUAAACAUCAUCAUGAUGAUUACAAUGACGGUGAUGACGGUGAUAAUCCCAACGCUGAUGAUAACAAUAAAAUAAACCAAUUCGAUUUUAAUAAAUCAAUCCUACGAAAACCAACUCCACCGAAACGAUCACCUAAAACUGCUUUAACUAGUCUGAAUUCAUCUCCUAAAUCAGAAGAACGUGAAGAUUCCAAAAUGAAAAUGAAUUUUGUUAAAUGUUCCAAUGAAUUAGAUAGUGUAGUGCAUUCUAGAAGCAAUGAAAGUGGAGUAAUCUCUGGACAUAAGAAUAAAGAUAAUGAUGAUGAUAGUGACCAUGAAAAUUCAAAAGAACAAAUACAUACUACUAUUGAUACUACUACUACUAGGAAAGGUAGUCAUAGUAGUCAUGAAAGUAGUGAAUACAAUGAACAAAACAAAUAUACUAUAUGUGAUAACAUUAUCAAUCAUAAAAACCAAACCAAUUUAAUUAUACCAGAGAAUAUUCAUCAAAACAAUAAAGAUAUUACUUGUUGUCUAUGCAAUUCAUCACAUCAAGUCGAUGCAGAAGCUGAAAUUUUACAUAUGACUGAAUUACUGUCGAAACGUCGAGAAUCUGAAGUUAGACGACAUUUAUUAUUAGCUGAAAUGGAAGGCGGAAUUGAACGAGAUGAUCGAUUGAGAGCUGCUGCCAAUGCUAUGGUAUUAGCAGUAGCACCAGUGAAAACUGAUAUGUCAACCAGUAUCGAUUCGUCAGAAUUAUGUAAUAUAUCAAAUUGUAUACACUGUACUUAUUGUUCACUUCCUCAACAUCAUCAGCAACCACAUCAUCAUCAGCAACAACAACAGUCAUUUCAUCUGGAUAGUGCACUACAUCCACCACAUCUACAUUCUAUCGAUCAUAGAGCUACAGAUACUGGAUUAAUACCACCGAUAACGUGUUGUUGUACAGCGGAAUGUAUCAAAGAAGAAGAUAUAUUGAUUACAUUGCAGAAAUCUUCAACUGGUUUAGGAUUUAGUUUAACUACAAAAAUUAUUUCCAAACCACCAUUAACUCAUUCACUGAAAUCAAUGAAAACAAUCCAACCGAAUGAAUCAAUACUGGCUGUAUGUGUGAAAAAUAUUUUACCCGAUGGUUCAGCUAUUAAAAAUGGACAAUUACGUGUUGGUGAUCAAUUGAUCCAAAUUGAUGAUUUAGAUGUUAUUGGUAAAUCACAAGCACAAAUUGUUGCUAUUCUUCGAAUUAAACCAAUUGGUAGUAUUGUAAAUUUAUUAGUACGUCGACAAUUGCAUAUAUGUCAGUUGCAUACACAAGAUUGUUUAUUGUGUAAUCAUCAUCAUCAUCAUAAUCAUCCAACAACCACAAAUCAAUGUCCUGAUUUAUUAAAUACUGAAAUGAAUCAAUUAACAAGAAAUGUUAAUGGUUCAAUGCAUGAAAAACAAUUACAGUCAACUUAUCCAUGGAUUGAUGAUAAUAAUAAUAAUAAUAAUAAUAAUAAUAAUACACGUAAAUGUUCAUCACCACCAUUACAAAUGUCGAUUUAUUAUGAUGGAUUAAAUAAUUUCGAACGUGUUUGUCAUUCAAAUUAUCCACUUUAUCCAGAUGUAUUACUUCUACGUUUACAUAUCCCACUGAUUCCUAUCAAUGAAGGGAAUGAAGAAAAUUUAAAAAAUCCUACUUCUACUACUAAUAAUAAUAAUACAAACACGCUAACUACAUCAAGUCUACGUCAGAUGCGUCUUGGUGUUAGUGUACGUGAAUCGAAUUCAUCGCGAGCCAGUAAAUUAAAUGAAUUCACACAAAAUACCAUUAAAGCUAAUAAAAAUAUAAAAUUAUUUAAUGAAGAGAAAAUCAAUCAAAUUUCUUCUUUCACUGAUUCAUAUAUUGCUGAUUCGAUAUAUGGUGGUGUUAUUGUGAAAUGUAUUAUAGAGGGCGGGGCAGCGCAUAAAGAUGGUCGACUACAAAUAGGCGAUGAACUAUUAGAAAUUAAUGGAGUUGUUCUAGUCAAUGUAAACAAUCCAUUAAAUUUGUUACGUUCUGUUCUACGUAAAUUAUCCGAUACAAAUGUCAAUGAAAGAAAAAACUCUACUGAUCCUAACACAUCCACAGUGAUUACUGCAAAUACAACAACAGAUGUGACAACAGCAACAACAACAACAGCAUCUGCUUCGACCACCGCGACGACGGCUACUACUAAUAUCACUACUACGACUACUACAACUCAUACUAAUUCUACAAGUUCUUCACCUAUCAAAACAAAUCAUCAUCAAAUCAAUACUUCCCAGUGUACAUUGGAUAAUAAAGAUUCAAUGGAAACGUUAAACAGGGUACAACCAAAAAUGGUCGAUUUAUUGAUAGCUCGAUUAACAAGGCAUCGAAGAUCUGCAUCUGGACAUACUCUUGCAUCAAAUUCUGAAUUUGGUUCCGAUGCUUCAACAACAAGCACUGUACUUACAGCUACACCGAACUUUUUACCUCCGGUCAAUAAUAAAACUAGUCCUGAAUCAUCCGGUCCUAGUCGUGAACAAUCAAUUCCUCGACAUCACCAUCAUCAACAUCAACAUCAACACCAACAUCAUCGUCAUCACCGCCAUCACCAUCAUCAUCAUCGCCAUCAACAUCGUCAUCUUUCUCAACCUCAACAAAAAUCCACCUGUACAAAUCAGUCAACAAUUUUGUCCUCGUCAUUAUCAUCGUCAUCUUCAUCGACUACAACAAUUCCGAUUGAAAAUGAAUCGCAUGUGAAUGACAUACAGACUAUGAAUGAUGACAUUCGUGAAAAUGAUGAUCAAUCUAGAAUUAAAGGUGAAUUACACUCAGUCAAAGUGGAACAACACGAAGAAGAUCAUACUACUGAUGAUGUAAUUAUUGUUACUAAUAAUAUAACAACAGCAACCACAACACCAGCAACAACAACACCAACAACUACCACUAUUACUGAGGGUGAUUGUGCCUCGAAAAAAUGAAUCAUUCAUAUGAGUUCAUA
This is a messenger RNA of Schistosoma turkestanicum, 5896 nucleotides long. The record is from the annotation of a GenBank genome assembly. Lineage: Eukaryota; Metazoa; Platyhelminthes; Trematoda; Strigeidida; Schistosomatidae.